AUGAAGACACUGGUUCUGUCCUUCCUGGUGGCUGUGGCUAUGGCUGAGAGACCGUCCCUCUCCUACGACGCCACUGCAUCUCGCCCAUCCUCACCCGUACAGCAGAUCCCCAUCAUCCGCGACGAGCGAGUCCAUCCUGCUGCUGACGGAACUUAUAGCUUUGACGUUGAGACUGGGGAUGGCAUCGUCAGGCACGAGUCCGGCGGACCAGGUGGCGCUCAACAGGGAACCGUCAGCUUCACCUUCCCAGAUGGCCAAGUCUUCAAUCUCCAGUUCGUCGCUGAUGUUAACGGUUACCAACCUCAGUCGCCCUUCCUGCCCGUCGCCCCUGCAUUCCCCCACCCAAUCCCCGCCCACGCUCUCGAGCAGAUCGAACGUGGUCGACUCGAACUCGAAGCUCGAGCCCGUGAGGAGCAACGUCAGUCCUCAAGCCAGGGACAAGCCGCACCUGCUCGCAACUACGGCCAGCCUUAGUUUUCUCCCACUCCUACUUUAUGACAUUAUGCUCCCGUUAUCUUAUCGUAUUCUAAUCUCAUUUUCUCCAUCGUUUACUGUGUGAAUGCCGUAUAACGUUUUGUUAUAUAUAUUUGUAAAUAAAUAUGAAUCUAGA
Penaeus chinensis is the source of this 610-nucleotide messenger RNA. RefSeq names its product cuticle protein AM1199-like. Gene Ontology annotation, molecular function: structural constituent of chitin-based larval cuticle. The record is from RefSeq and is a predicted model, not a curated record. The transcript is spliced from 3 exons. Gene Ontology annotation, cellular component: chitin-based extracellular matrix. Bases 1 to 474 code for a protein of 157 amino acids. NCBI's taxonomy places the organism in Eukaryota, Metazoa, Arthropoda, Malacostraca, Decapoda, Penaeidae.